This is a messenger RNA of Priapulus caudatus, 3226 nucleotides long. Its product is annotated as protein wntless homolog. Bases 95 to 1771 code for a protein of 558 amino acids. Gene Ontology annotation, cellular component: endomembrane system; organelle membrane. Gene Ontology annotation, molecular function: Wnt-protein binding. The transcript is spliced from 14 exons. The record is from RefSeq and is a predicted model, not a curated record. NCBI's taxonomy places the organism in Eukaryota, Metazoa, Priapulida, Priapulimorpha, Priapulimorphida, Priapulidae. Gene Ontology annotation, biological process: Wnt protein secretion; intracellular protein transport; Wnt signaling pathway.
GUGAUAAGGUGAUGUCAUGUGUUUGUGUAUGUCUAUGCUCUGGCGCGGCACUUCUACUCUCAUACUUGAGCUGAACUGAGCAGAUUUAAUAAGAAUGUCAGGAACCGUGCUAGAAAACCUGAGUAAUCGAAAACUAGGCGUUCUGACAGUGUCACUGCUUCUGGCACAAAUGGUUUUCUUUUUGAUUGGAGGGCUGAUUGCUCCAGCCCCAAACAAUGUGCAGGUUCUGCUGGCGACAAAGUGUGUAGAUGAAGGUUCCAGUGCAUUAACGCAGCAGAGAAAAUGGUUUUACCCACGCGGAGAGGGAAACUGUAAUCGUGUGUCUACGCUGGAUGACCCGUACAUCAUAGACAACCACAUCACCGCGGACCAUAUUGUCUUCUCACUGCAGUUUCCCAAUCCCAUGGAGGGGACUAGAGAGCCAGACAUGGUGCGUUGGUUUCAGUACAUGGUGGGAGUGAUGAUGCUGGACAUUGCCUACCAGAAGCACAACCCAAUGAUAGAGAAACCGCUCUUAGGGCUGGAUCUGCGUCUGGGGUACCGCGACAUCGGUGACAAACCAGGUGACUGGAAGGAGCUGGCACAUGCGUCGGAGACUCGUACAAUGGACUGCAGCCUGGAUGAACAGUUUAAGGAAGAUGGCUACAACUACAACUGUUCGAUGUUGCCACUGUACGAGUACGGCGCUGUGCAUCACAACUUCUACCUCAUCAACAUUCGUCUGCCGAUCACCGGUGUGACCGACAACAAAAACUAUGGCAUCGGCACACUAAAAGACAUCUGGGUCAUCGUCAUCCACCAAAAUGGUGGUUUUACAAAGGUUUGGUAUAGCACGAAGACAGUGGUGACACCUAUACUCAUUGGCAUCAUCAUUUGGUUCUGGAGGAGGGUCAAGCAGUUGCCACGCCCACCAGUCCUCCUGGAGAAAAUGUUACUUGGUUUGGGCGUAGUGUUGGUGAUUAAUAACAUCCCUAUCGAGUGGCUGACAUUAUGGAUGGAGCUGCCAUUCAUGCUGUUGCUAAGCGACAUCAAGCAGGGCGUGUUCUUCAGUUUGCUGCUCUGCUUCUGGAUCAUAUUUGCUGGCGAACAUUUAAUGGAUGACGUGGAGCGGAACAGACUUGUUGCUUACUGGAAGCAUCUCGCUGCCGUGAUGUUCGGCUGCCUGUGCAUGUUCAUCUUCGACAUGUGUGAAAGGGGUGUACAACUUCGUAAUCCAUUCUACAGCAUCUGGGCAACUGAUCUUGGCACAAAUCUUGCGUAUUCCUUCAUAAUUAUAGCAGGCAUAUGUGCCUGCCUCUACUUCAUUCUGCUCUGUUGGAUGGUCUUUAAGGUGUUCAGGAACAUAACGUUCAAGCGAGGCUCUCUUCCCAGCAUGCCUAGCAAGAGACGGGCGUAUUACGAGGGAAUCAUCUACCGGUUCAAGUUCCUGAUGUUGAUCACAUUGCUCUGCGCCGCUCUCACGGUGAUCUUUUUCAUCGUCAGCCAAGUUGCUGAAGGUCACUGGAAGUGGGGAGAAGACCUGUCGGAGGAGAGGAGCAAGCUGGAGUACACGAGCGCUUUCUACGUGGGAGCCUACGGCAUGUGGAAUGUUUACGUGUUCGCGCUCCUCUGUCUGUACGCGCCGUCACACAAAUAUGGCGCUCCAGCCCUAAUCGUGGAUGGAGAUGGAGAAGGGGAGGAGAUCGCCACCAAUGAAGAGAUCGAGUUUAGUCGUCUGCCAUCCGAGGUAUCUCAGCUGACAGCAUUCGUUAAGAAAACUGCAGCGGACUAAUUACCGAUUUACGGACAAGAAUUUAACUGCAGCACAGUGCUGACGUGGCCAAGUGAGGUCUUAAUCUGCUUCCAGUGAGUUUUCUGUGAAAAAAAUGUUGAAAGUGCCACAGUGCACAUGGAUCAGGAUUAGUAUUAGAGCAGGAACAACAGCUUGUCGACGUAUACUGAAGUGGAUGUGCAGUUAAUGUGUAGUCAGUUGUUGUGCAAGUCCUCGUCAGCAUCUCAAUGAUAGGAAUAUCAGAAGUGAGGCCCCGAUAAUGUAUUGCAUUCAGCAAGAGAUGUCUUUUAUUGAUCAUUUCUUUGUGUAUUUGUGGCAGCUCUGAAGCGUAAUCAGCAGCAUAUAAGUGGUAAUUAUGUCUGAUGAAAAAAUCUCCACACGUUUUGAAUGUAUUUCUUUUCUCGUACUUUUAGCCUACCUCUCUGCAUUUGUUUGAGUCGAUACAUCUCCAUAUGCAAAACUGUGCAGACUGUAUUACAUUCCUCGUAGCAGUAUUUAUUGUUUAUCAACUAUUUAUCGAAUUGUAAUAGGUUUCCUAAAGCUUAGGUAGGAUAUUUUUGAUUGUUCGAACAGGAGCAAUCUCACUGUGCUAUACAUACAACUGUUAUAUGUGAGCAUUCAAAACUAACUUGGAUUUCAGUAGUUUUGCAUCUUAUACUAUCAAAUGCUGAGGGUGGUCAUGGUUGACUAUAAAAUCUCUAUAAAGGAUAAAUCGUAGAUGUGACAGCUAUAUUUAUUAAGUCUGAAACACUUGAAGAAUGUGUUGCAAGACAGAAUGCCAAUAGUAGAUGCCAAAAUACCUGUGCCUAUAUAGUUUAUGCAGCAACUCAAGGAGCAAUAAUACUAUGGCAGUUGAAUGAAUAAGAUUUAUACUCUAUUGCAUGAUUAGUGCUGAAGAAAAUAUGUAAAUGUAUGAAUUAGAUAGCAAUACUAAUGUUUGCCAGAAUAACAUUUAAUGUUUAAUUAAUGACAGCUAUAUAUAUUUUGCUAAUAUCCUUGUGUAAAGUAAGUGGUUCCGUCAAGAAUAUGUGUAGGCGAGUCAUUUCUGCUAUUCAUAUGCAAAUGCAUGCAAUUGUUUAAGUCUAUUCUAUCGUUUACUGUCCUAUGUUAAGAGUGGUGUAAAUCCCAUUGCAGGACAAAGUGUAGUCAGUUUAAAUCAUGUACUAUGAAACUUGUCUUAAUAAUUAUGCUUCAUCGUCCGUUGAUUGAUUGAUUGAUUACUGUGAGGAGGAAGCCAUGGGCACACCUGUAUCGGACAUUGUUUAUCACACAUGCUUUAUCAACCAUCUAUAUGUAAAUUAAUUGCAUGUUCGUGUAUAUUGUAACAUGUGCAAAAAGCUAGUGCGUAUGUCACCACCAUUAGGGAACUGUCUGACUCAUUGUACAAGGCAAUAAGGCAGCUAUUGCUUUUCUUACUAUAUUAUAAACAUAGUCAGCUAUUUGUAGAACCUGUAA